Miscanthus lutarioriparius is the source of this 204-nucleotide messenger RNA. NCBI's taxonomy places the organism in Eukaryota, Viridiplantae, Streptophyta, Magnoliopsida, Poales, Poaceae. The record is from the annotation of a GenBank genome assembly.
AUGCCGUCCAAGCCGACCGCCGCGUCGUGCCUCAUCCUCCUCGCGUUCCUCCUUGGCAUCAGCGCCGCCGCUGGCCACGAUGUCGCAGCGGUGCGGCGGGCGAUGGAGCAGUUUGCCGGCUUCCCCGUCUCCAAUGAUGACGAGGGCCCUUCUAGCGACUUCUGUGUCGACUCCGAGGGCCUGCAGCGGCAGGUGCAUUCGUGA